This is a messenger RNA of Cataglyphis hispanica, 832 nucleotides long. RefSeq names its product protein D2-like. The transcript has 3 exons. The record is from RefSeq and is a predicted model, not a curated record. NCBI's taxonomy places the organism in Eukaryota, Metazoa, Arthropoda, Insecta, Hymenoptera, Formicidae. Bases 191 to 739 code for a protein of 182 amino acids.
UAUAUGUCAUAUAUGUUCGUCACAAGAGUCAAGAGUGAGAAUCACGUAAAACCGAUCAGAAAAUCACCGGUCUUAUACAUAUUAGUUACAUAACAGAUAGGCUGAUAAUUGUCAUUAUCGGCCGUGUGUAAACGACGAGUGGGGAGUUUCAGCAGUAAUAUCGCAAACAGGAACACGCUUACUGUCAUCCAUGGCUCAGGCUUUACAGACACACGGGGUUAUACCAGAUGUAGUGGAUAAGGUGCCCGCAGAUGUGCUGAAUGUCACCUAUCCCAAUAAUAUCACUGUUGAAAUCGGCAAAGUGCUCACUCCGACUCAAGUCAAGGAUCAGCCUACUGUUGAAUGGAAAGGAGAUGCGAAUUUAUUUUAUACUUUGUGCAUGACUGAUCCUGAUGCUCCGAGCAGACAGAAUCCCAAAUUUCGUGAAUGGCAUCAUUGGUUGGUAGGCAAUAUCCCUGGAUCAGAUGUUUCUAAAGGAGAUGUUCUGUCCCAGUACAUCGGUUCCGGACCUCCGAAAGGUACAGGUCUUCAUCGAUAUGUGUUCCUGUUGUACAAACAACCUGGCAAACUCACCUUUAAUGAGAAGCGUUUAACCAAUCGAAGCGGUGACAACCGCGGCAAGUUCUCUAUUAAAAAAUUUGCCGCUAAAUAUAAGCUUGGUAACCCGAUUGCUGGUAACAUGUAUCAGGCAGAGUUCGACGAUUAUGUGCCUAUUCUUUAUAAACAACUCGAGGGUUAAAUUUAUACAGUUUGAAACAACGCAAUGAAACAUAUGUAAACAUACUGUACAACAAACUGUUGAAUAAAUACAUAUUAAGCAUUUUUUUCAGCA